GUUGAUUGGCCGGUGCAGUAUGAAGAAUAUAUGGGGUUCAACAAGAGGUUAUUCAAUCUGAAAAUCUAAGGAAGCGUACUCUGCCGAUAAGCCGGCUCGGUAUUAGGCGAGCAGAUCUCACGAGAAAUAACGCGCUUAAAAUUUAUAAAAAUUUUUAAAAUGCAUGUAAGCAAUUUUUUUAUUUGAUUUGUCUUGUCUUGCCAGGUUAUUCGCACAUCCUUGGUUGCUAACAUCGCAUCGUUCUGUAGAAAACAGCUCCGUCAAGUGAUUCGUCCAUGAUGUAAUGCAGAGUGAUUCUCCCCACCGCUCUCCUACGAGUGCUCCGCGACAGCCUCUUGACGGUAUGGUGGAGAUUGACAAAUAUCUUGAACGAUGCGUUGUCGCGGGACUCACCAGCUCUAAAACGAUGCUCCGCGAGACGCUAUCGUUGACGUCGUAAAGGGAUGCAUGUUGCAAGAGCAGCGUCGAAUCACGAUUGUCGUCGCAUUCUUUGAGAUAAUCCUACCAUCGUGUCGAGAUUUAGACAAUCUGCGUUUGGAGGAGACGAGGAAUAUAUCGGUUCUGUCGAUAUGGCUAUCGUCGAGGAGUUCGAGUACUUGUGCCGUCUGUGCGCGACCAAAACUGGCAUCUUGAUGGGUUUGCCAAUUUUCGAGGCCGGCAAUCAGAUGCGCAGCAUCGAUAAGAAAAUAGCAGCUUGUCUACCGGUUCAGGUGUCGCUGACAGAUCAACUGCCCAAAGUAGUCUGCCAAGAGUGUGCAUUCAAACUGGAUCAAGUAUACGAUUUUCGUGAAAAAUGUUUACAUACAGAAGGAAUGUUUAUGGAAAUGUUGAAAGAAAUUGGCAAAGAAGGAGUCGUGCAUAUAUCAGAGCAUGACUUGGCAACUGUGAAUAAUAUAGGCGCAAUUCAAAGAAACCUGAACAACAUACAGAUGAAUAAUGAAGAUAUACAAAGUCAUUCGGCUGUAGCUCAUGAGACUGCAGAAUCUAUACAUACAAUGCAAGUAAUGGAUGAAAUGGACUUAGCUGGUGGCGAGCAAGUAGUUUCCCAGGAAGAAAUUGGUCAACAAGAUACAGAUAUCCAAGUUACGGGCAUUGGUUGUUUAGAUGGUGAUACUGUGAGAAUAGUGGAUGAACAUAUGCGAGAAGUUUCAAACCAUCAAAUUGCAAUGCACUUAGAAGGUGAUAUGACAGUAGUUGAAAACUUGGAUGGCCAUUUAAGUCAGUUAGGCAUAAAUUAUGUUACUUCUAUCAGUCACGAGGAUCAGAGCCAAGAGCAGAUAGUACAUUAUUGUGAAAACGUAAAAUAUGAAGCAGAACAAAUAAAGCAGGAAUAUAAAAUCAUAGAUCAUCAUAGAUUACAAGAAGGAUUAACCACAGACGAGCAACAACAUGUACUUGAAAAUAAUGUAUCAGCAGACAAUUUUGUCCCCUCUCAGACCGACGCGGAAAGUGAAAUAGAAGAAUCUUGUAUGAAUGAAACUGGAGCUCGCGAGCAUGUAGAUUCUGUAAGUUUACCAUCCACGAGUCAGAUUAAUGGCGUACCAUGCGAGAUUAUGGUUAAAUACACAAAGAGAACAAAGCACUCGUUGUUAGAAUCCGUUAUCAACAACCCUACUGCAGACGAGACUGGUCAACACUGGUACGUGUGUCCGUUCUGCAAUGAAGCUGCUAUGGAUACGACCAAUAUGGCAGCACACUUCGAGCAACACUUUUGUUGCUGCCCCUGCGACUUAUACUUUACUAGUGUCGAAGUAUUAAAUUUACACAAGGAACAUUGCGAUGUGUAUAAAAACAAAGUAGUCGAUAAGAAGAAGGACGCACAAUUAGACGUAGGAAUACCGUCGCAAGAGAGCAACGACAAUCAAGAGGAGCAGAAAAAGCAAGCACCGGUGAGGCGAAAGUGGACUGCCAAGGUGUGCACCGAAUGCGGCAAGCAGUACAGGACAAAUUACAAGCUGCAAGAGCACAUGCGUAAGCACACGGGCGAGAAGCCAUUCCAGUGUACGACGUGCGACAAGGCGUUCCGCAGCAAGAUCGGCCUCGCGCAACACAUGGCCACGCACACAGGUCAGUACGAUUACAACUGCUCCACGUGCGGCAAGGGUUUCCAGUGCAAGAGCUAUCUUAUCGUGCACCAAAGAGUACACUCGGACGUGAAGCCAUAUCCGUGCGACACUUGCGGCCAGAACUUCAAGACGAAGCAGUCACUGUUGGACCACGAAAAUCGUCACCGCGGCGUGAAGCCGUACAUAUGCGAGAUCUGCGGUCGCGGCUUCAUCACCAAGGGCCUGUGCAAGAGCCACCAGAAGAUCCACUCCGGCACGGACAAUCGCCAGUACCCGUGCAAGGUGUGCAAUAAGAUGUUCGUCAGCAAGAGUUACUUGAACACCCACCUCCGCAUUCACACGGGCGAGAAGCCAUACCUGUGCGAGGUCUGCGGCAAGGGAUUCCUCACGCGGGUGGACCUGAAGAUCCAUUCGACCAUGCACACCGGCGAGAAGAGCUUCAAAUGCGAGAUUUGCGGAAAAGUGUUUGCGCGGCGCGCGGCGUUGCGCUGCCAUCGGCGAUCGCAUACAGGCGAGCGUCCUUACAGAUGCGACGUCUGCGGCAAAACGUUCACGCAGUUUAGCCCGAUGGCGAUCCAUAAGCGUCUGCACACCGGCGAGCGUCCUUACAAAUGCGACGCGUGUGGCAAGGCCUUCGUGUCCAGAUCGACCAUGAUGUGCCACAGAAAGAAGCAUCAUGUCACGACGACCGUUACGCAGAAGGACGAGCCGGCCGCGUACAACGAGGACGCGGAGGUCAAAAUUAUCCUUUCGUCCGAAAUUAUAGUCAAAGAUACGCACGAAGCGAUUCAGAUUAGCGGGGAUUGAACUGGCGAAUCGUGGCAGACGUGUGAAUUCCACGACUAAGGCUUCGGCUGUAACACAAAUCUUUGGGUGCUAAGAAGAUUUCAUCCGCAUGCGUUUAGGUAAUGAAUUGUUCUUUCGUUACCGUUAAUGUCUAUCGAGGUACAUUCAAAAACUUUAUAUAAAGAUAUUUUUACAAAGAUUAGAAUUCUUGUGUGGUACGUGAAGAGAAUACGAUUGAGAGUUUUACCUGAAUCAUUGAAGUGCGGCAUGAAUUCAUAUAUUAUACAACACAACGUCGUAUUUUAUUUUCGAGGCAUUAAGUGAAUUUCCUAAAUACAAAUAUAAUAGUUUGAUUAAAAGAUUACGUGUCAAAUUGAUAUUUUAUAACAAGGAUAUAAACUUGUAAAGAAUGUGGGAACAUAUGUUAUUAAUAUUGUUUUACAAGUUUAUAUCUUUGAAAAAAACAAAAUACAUUUUAUGUACUGCUUAAAAUAUAAUAUUCGAGUGUUAUUUUGACUUCUACUUGAAAAUACAUUUUGCUUUCAUUGAAAAUACAAAUACAAUUUUUACGGAAAAAUAUUGACGUUUAUUUAAACAUCGAUGAUCUCUAAAAGUUGUGUUACAAAUUGAUCGAAUAAAAUAAAUAAUUUUAAAACAAAAGGAAUAAUUGUUUUAUAAAAUACAAUUACACAAUAGUACUCAUUAUCGGAAACUUUAGAUAAUUGAUGAUAUAGAUGAUAUAGAAAGCGUUUGACUUUACGAUAUUGUAAAGAAUAAAUUUUAAUGAAAAAUACGAGACCAUAAAAAAAAAAGUUUGCGAAUAUUUAAGAUUUAAUUAAGAUGAGUAUUGUACAAAGCAUGAUUGGUUUUUCAUUACAUUUAUAAAUACAUGCAUAUAAAUUAUUUGCGUAUGAAAUUUCUCAGAUCACAUUUUUUAUACAUAUUUCAGAACCCACAUCAUGAAAAGAAGGGAACGUUAACGUUAAGAAAAGUGAAAUAUUUUCUUAUACAUAUUAGCAAAAUAUUAUUUAACAAAUCGAAAGCUGAUGCGAUAAUAUUGAUGUUCAUGCUUUUGCAAAUCAGAAACAUUUUCGGAAUUUAGACGAGAAUCCAAGAGUAGAUAAUCGCUCCGAAUAUCGCAUAUUUCUAUGCAACUAUCUGAAAAUAAAGCUCUGACUAAAUAUAAAUCAGCUUUCUGUACUACACAAAGUAGAAGUUGUGAUAUAUAAUAAAAUAAUUAAAUAUAUUAUUUGUAAGAUUGUGAUGAUUGUAAUAUUAACGAAAACCUUUUGGAAGAAAAUAUAAAGAGCUUUACAUCGACGUGUCUUUGUCGCCAUGUUUCUAAACGCACCCAUCAAAAUCGCAUAAAUUUCUCCUAUUUCUAGCAAGUAUUUGUGUAUUUCUUAUGAGAAGAGUCCUCGACGGCGAGAGUUAGGGCAAGAGCAAGGAAUGAAUAUAACUUGAAUUUUAAUAAAAAUUCGUUUUAUUUCGACAGUACGAAAUGAGUCUCGCUGAAGCUGCUCGGUACGUACUUUCGGUACGUCGACUCUACCAGCAGCAAUAACGCAAGUAUCGAGAAAAAUCGAUAUAAAUUUAUAUGUAGUUUUCUUUUCCAUUUUGUAAUAACCUUUUUAUUAUCUUGAAUACCAGUUGAACGCAGCUGUUAUAUGUGCACAGCGAGUGUACGUGAUAACAACCUUUACAAUAACUGCUGCUGGCUUCGCCUAUACCGUUCUACAAUUGACAACGAAUGUUUAUUCUAUAAUUUGACAUUAACUACCUACGCAAGGCAUCGAUGACAUAAUUUAUUUCAUAAUUCUGUUUGCCUACGCGCUAUAUCUACACGCUUGAGGGGCCCCUAAGCUACACGGAUGACGACGAACUAUUCCCAAUCAAUUGCAAAUUAUACGGUAUACAUUUAUAUGACGUAGUCUCGUAAAUACAAAAUACAUAUAAAAUUGUAAAUGGCUUUAAGUAGAAAAACGGAAACUUAUGCGACGGUUCAAUGAAGUACAAAAUACGCUCGUCGUUGUUCGAUAACUCCUUUACAAUUUUAUCGAAAUAGAGCACUGUGUCUAUUACUUUAAUGCAGUUUCCUUCCUCUACGUAUCGCUCAAUAUUUUUGUAAGCGUGCAGGGGGCCCUCGCUAAAUCGGUGGUCAAUCGGUGUGAACAAAUUCUCUAGUAGUGUGUUAAAUACGUAUAUUACAAAGCACC
Linepithema humile (Argentine ant) is the source of this 5068-nucleotide messenger RNA. Lineage: Eukaryota; Metazoa; Arthropoda; Insecta; Hymenoptera; Formicidae. The record is from RefSeq and is a predicted model, not a curated record.